CCUUUCCCUUCUGGAUUCACGCUCCCCUCGAGCCAAAAGAGGACAGAGAAAAACAACGUUCACCGGAGAAAAGGCAGAACGCCAGAGUCCGCCAUGAAUACCCUGCUCCUGCUCCCUGCUUAACUCCGUUCCAUUUCAGGAAUAAGAAGAAAAACAGGUCAUUGGAGUCUCUGUCUAAAACGAUUUGUACAGAGACGGCCAUGAAAUAUAGCAAGACACAGUGCCCCAUUAAUGACCCUUUACUUGCGCAGCACUCAUCUCCAGCCCAGUGAAAGAAAAAGAAAGUGGCACAUUGUAGAGUGAAGCAAACCAAUCUGGUUUUUUCACAUGAAAGAAGUUCAGAAAGGACUUGCAGAAGUAAUGGAGUUUUUUAGGGGAUUUCGUCGAGUUCUGAAGCCGGACUGGCCGGUUUUUGGCCUUGGGAUUCUAGGGUUUAUGUGCUUCAUGGUGCCGUGUUUCUUGGGAUUUCUUUAUCUUGAUAUCAGAGUCUUGAAUGGGGGUUUCUUUUUGGGAAGGCAGCAAAGGUCUCUGAGACACAAUGCUCAAACAUAUUUGCCUGAGAAAGAGAGGGUUGAUUUCAUGGAGGUGGGGAAGAGUGGGUGUGAUUUGUAUGAUGGGUCCUGGGUUUGGGAUGAGUCUUUGCCUCUGUAUCAGUCGAGGGAUUGCCCUUUCAUCGAUGAUGGGUUUCGCUGCUCUGAGAAUGGGAGGCCUGAUAACCUCUACACCAAGUGGAGAUGGCAACCUCAUGCCUGUAACAUACCCAGAUUUGACCCCAAGUUGAUGCUGGAGAAGCUAAGAGGCAAGCGGCUAGUUUUCAUUGGGGAUUCGAUUGGGAGAAACCAAUGGGAAUCCCUUCUGUGUAUGCUUGCCCAGGCAGUUCCCGACAAGGACUCCAUAUAUGAGGUUAAUGGGAGCCCGAUCACAAAGCACACAGGUUUCUUGAUCUUCAAGUUUAAGGAAUACAACUGCACGGUUGAGUAUUAUAGAGCUCCCUUCUUGGUGUUGCAAAGCAGACCACCUAAGGAAUCCCCACCCCACAUAAAGACUACCUUGAAGCUGGACCAGAUGGAUUGGAACAGUGUUAGGUGGAAGGAUGCAGAUGUGCUUGUCUUCAACACUGGCCACUGGUGGAACUACGAGAAGACAGUUCGCCAGGGGUGCUAUUUUCAAGUGGGAGAAGAGGUAAAACAGAAGAUGAAUGUGUUGAGAGCAUAUAGGAAGUCAAUAAGGACAGUGAUGGACUGGGUUAAGAAUGAGGUUAACAUUACCAAGACCCAAGUCUAUUUCCGGUCCUAUGCUCCCGUUCAUUUCAGGGGUGGGGACUGGAGAUCAGGUGGGAAUUGUCACUUGGAGACAUUACCGGAACUUGGGCUUAUAUCCUCAGUUUCACGAGAACCAUGGGGUGAGUUUGUGAGCAUGGUUGCAGAUGCAGCAGCACGUCGGCAAGGAGUCGUUGAGGUAAUGAAUGUGAGCCACCUGACUAAUAUUCGCAAGGAUGGCCACUCCUCCAUCUACUACUUGGGUGGUGGAGCAGGACCUGCUCCCCUCCAUCGCCAAGACUGCAGUCAUUGGUGCCUUCCUGGUGUCCCUGACUCUUGGAACCACCUCCUCUAUGCAUUUAUCCUCCACCAUGACAUGCAUCAUCGUACAUCAUCAUGACCAUCAUCAUCAGCAUCAUCAUAUCAUCGUGAUUACAUGAUGGUCGUCUAGCUAUACAGCUAUAAUCUAUACAUACAUCAUUUUUUUGCUACAAUGAGAAGGAAUGAAUUCCUAAUCUCCAGUGACCUAUCCGCUCAUGUUUUGAUAUUUUCUGAAAGGGUUAGGGUUCGGGUUCAGGUUCUUCAUGGCUAUCUCAUAUCCUCUCGUCCAUUUCAAUAUCAUUGAAUGCAAGGGACAUAUUCCAUCCAUCCAUCUGAUUGUACAGAGAUGCAAAGAUAUUCCAGAUGUCUCAAUCAACAUAUUGCAAGGUUAGACUCAGCCAUCCAUUUGGAAGGGGAUGAAGAAGAUGCACAUAGUAUUCAUUGUAUAGUGAAGAAGGGAAUUUUGUAAUCAUUUUUCCAUUUAUAAGUGCAAUUUUUUGGUAUUGAGUUUUGUUCUGCAU
Molecule: messenger RNA, 2101 nt
Organism: Amborella trichopoda
Lineage: Eukaryota; Viridiplantae; Streptophyta; Magnoliopsida; Amborellales; Amborellaceae
Gene: TBL11
Product: TRICHOME BIREFRINGENCE-LIKE 11
Cellular component (GO): Golgi apparatus
Molecular function (GO): O-acetyltransferase activity
Source: RefSeq, a predicted model, not a curated record